Tilletiopsis washingtonensis is the source of this 1510-nucleotide messenger RNA. RefSeq lists its product as hypothetical. The record is from RefSeq and is a predicted model, not a curated record. NCBI's taxonomy places the organism in Eukaryota, Fungi, Basidiomycota, Exobasidiomycetes, Entylomatales. Bases 252 to 1454 code for a protein of 400 amino acids. The transcript has a single exon.
CCUGCGCCUUCGGCUCACGACCAGUCUGCCAGGCGCGGAAGCAUGGCUGUUGCCGUCGCAAUCCCUCACUCGCCGCUCGCGGCAGCCGCACUGCACAUCCACACCCACCUCUCCGCCGUCGGCCUCUGAGCAUCGAUCAGCGCACGAUGGCCAACUACGUCGGCGGGGGCAAGUGAGCAAGCGCGUGCAGCUACGGGCCAGGGCAACGGAUCUGCAGAGGAGCGGCACCACGGCGGGCAGCUCGAUGGAGGAUGCAUGCGGAUGUCCAGGCCGUGCAGUGCUGGACUCCGCUGAACACCUCUUUCGUCAGCCACCGCGUCUACCGCGCUCGCCGCGGCAGUUCCGCGCAGCAGCGCGGCCGCGGUCGUGCUCGCGCCGACUCGCGCGACAGCGACGCAUACAUCGACGAGAACAUCGCGCCCAGCCCGUUUGCCUCGACCAGCUAUGGCGACGACGAGGGCUGGACGCACAGCUUCCCGGCACUGGGCGCGCCGCAGCGUGUCAACACGCCGCUCGUCGACGUAGCAGAGCAGCGCCGCCGGCUCCUGGCGCAGCCGGACUGGACCACCAUCGAGGAGCAGACCAUCGGCCGUCCGCCGCUGCGCCGCGAGAAGCGCCGUCGCCCCGAGCCCGAGCCGGAGCGUGCGGUACGUCGGCAGCCGCUUCGCGGCGCUCGAGCACGCGAAGCAUCCUUGCUCGGCAGUCCUGAGCCCGAGGACAAGCGUCCCAAGGUGCGCUCGGACAACCUCGAGCUUCGCGAAUCGGUGUCGCCAGAGCUAAGCUCGGAUGUAGAGGAGCUCGAGACUGCAGCGUGGCCGUCGCGCCGGCUUGGGCGCGGCAUGGUGCACACCGUGCCUCUCUCGGCUCUAGCCUCGCCCGAGCCGCAGCAGGCCGCGACGCACAGCGAGGUCCUCGACAUUGCGCUGGCCGCGGCCCAGCCUCGUGCAAGACGCCUUCUGCAGAGCUUACUGCCGGGCUCGCACGCCGCGGCGCCGGCGGAGCAGACUCGUCGUCCCGCGUUUCCCGUGCACCAUCGUGCACGGGCGCCUCGCGCCGUUGCGCUGCCUACGUCUCUUGCGCACGAGCGAGUGCCGGGCCUGGAGGAGGCCGCGCAGGCGCACACCAAGCUCAAGCGCGCUCCGCUCUUCGCGCAGGCUGGCGCAGCCGCUGUAGAUGCUACAAGCUCACGGAGCCUCAUCCGCCGUUUGCCUCCGCUCUUUCCGGAGUUCACGCCUUCAGUCGAAGCCAGCGCCGGCACGACCAAUCCGGCGGCUGAGCAGCAUGCAGCUCCGCCAUCACACAAGAGCCCGAGCGCAGACGGCGCUGGCGAGCCAGUCGUCCCAGCUGCGGACGCCGUCGCUCCCGAGCCCGUCGCCUCGCUCAUCGUGACGGUGAUGGAGAUGCGCAAGCAGGAGCGCGCAAUGGUCGAGCGUUGCCUGGGCAUGCAGGAGUGAAGGGACGAAGCGCAUACAAUUCGAUGAUCAGUCGACAGCAGCGCCCGAGACGCGAG